GAAACCACAUCUCAAGGUCGAGCAGCCGAAAUCCGUCUUCGCUCAAGACAAUGCGCGCUGGACGAAUAAGGAUUUAGAUCCUGUGCCUCGAAAUGCCCGGAAAUGUCCUUUCCUUCGUCGCAUACUGGAUAUCUGAUGCUUUCAACGCCGCCACAUGGCAAUUCGCCGCUGGCAUCGUCGCCGUCGGGCUGACCUGGCGAGAGUCGUUGGGCGCUGUGGCUUUGGGUUCCUUCAUCAUCUCAAUUGUCAUUUCUCUGAACGGCGCAACGCGAGUCAUCCCUUUCAGCUUUGCCCUGACAGCUCUCGGAGUUAACAUCUCUGCCAACUCGCUCUCCGCCGCCAACGAUCUUGCCGCUCUCUUCCCCUCCUACAUCAACAUCCGACGCGGACAGCUCCUGUGUGCCGUCCUUUGCUGAGCUCUUGUCCCAUAGAAGAUCCUCGCAUCGGCAGGAUCUUUCCUUAACUUCAUGUCCGCCUAUGCUGUGUUGCUCGGUCCUAUC
Molecule: messenger RNA, 500 nt
Organism: Mytilinidion resinicola
Lineage: Eukaryota; Fungi; Ascomycota; Dothideomycetes; Mytilinidiales; Mytilinidiaceae
Exons: 5
Coding region: 93-416 (107 amino acids)
Biological process (GO): nucleobase transport; transmembrane transport
Cellular component (GO): plasma membrane
Molecular function (GO): nucleobase transmembrane transporter activity
Source: RefSeq, a predicted model, not a curated record